UGGACCCGCCGGGCCUGCGGGUGGCGCUGUGAGCAGAGCCGCGAUGGUAAAAGUGAAUGGGUUCCGCCGCUGUAGUCCACACUGUGUGCUAACCCGCGAUGGCUAAACAUCAUCCAGAUCUAAUCUUCUGUAGGAAACAGGCCGGUGUCGCUAUCGGGAGGCUGUGUGAAAAAUGUGAUGGGAAAUGUGUUAUCUGUGAUUCCUAUGUCAGACCUUGCACACUUGUGCGCAUUUGUGAUGAGUGUAAUUACGGGUCCUACCAAGGGCGCUGUGUGAUUUGCGGAGGCCCAGGGGUGUCAGACGCGUACUAUUGCAAAGAAUGCACCAUUCAGGAGAAAGACAGAGACGGCUGCCCGAAGAUUGUCAACCUGGGAAGCUCAAAGACUGACCUCUUUUACGAGAGAAAAAAGUAUGGCUUCAAAAAGAGGUGAAGAUUUCGAAGAAGGCCUUCCUGAUGUAGUUUUCAAAACCCUUUCUUCUGUAAAGAAUAAUUUUUUUAUUGUGUUUUCAGUGUAUUAAAAAACUACUUGUUUUGCAA
This is a messenger RNA of Astyanax mexicanus (Mexican tetra), 538 nucleotides long. It is a transcript of the gene phf5a, whose product is annotated as PHD finger protein 5A. Gene Ontology annotation, cellular component: U2 snRNP; precatalytic spliceosome; catalytic step 2 spliceosome. The transcript is spliced from 4 exons. Gene Ontology annotation, biological process: mRNA splicing, via spliceosome. The record is from RefSeq and is a predicted model, not a curated record. The coding region runs from base 99 to 431 and encodes 110 amino acids. NCBI's taxonomy places the organism in Eukaryota, Metazoa, Chordata, Actinopteri, Characiformes, Acestrorhamphidae.